GCGGUCCGGCAGCCCCUUGGCCUCGAUGCCUGCACGAGUUUGUGGGGCUCUCUGAGACUCACGGGAAGCAGGAAUGUCUCUGGGCAGAAGGAACUGGUCCGAUCUCUCCAGCCUGGCCAGGCAGAGGACCCUGGAGGAUGAAGAAGAGCAGCAAAGGGAGCGCCGGCGAAGGCACCGGAACCUGUUGUCCUCCACAUCGACAGAAGAAGAACCUCCCAGCCCUGUAAAAGGCACCAGCCCGGCUUCCAGCAGACCUCAACCCCUGGUGAAGGCCGUGUCUACAGAGGAUGGGGAAGAGCACAAGCUCUCGGUAGUGCUGAAGACGCAAGAAGGGAGACGGACAAGGUCCCCGAUGGCAGUCUCUGGGAAACUGAGGCAGGAGAAGGAGCAGCAGGAUCCAGGGGUGGGAGCGAGCCCUGCGGAGACAGGAACACAGCUGCACACAGGGCAGGAGAGCAUCCAGGCUGGACAGCGGGAUCGGGAUGUGGCCAAGGGCAGAGGGGACCCACCAGGAGACCGACACCGGCUGCUGGCCUUGGAGAGGAAGGUGGUGGUGAGGGCCCGGCUUCAGGACAAGGAGGAACAAGGUGUGGGGACUCCUCGGGGGGAGCAGAGAAAGGAGGUGCAGGAGCCACGGGCCCUGACGGAGCUGGGGGGCUGCCGGCUCCGCGAGGUCAAGAUCCUGACCAGGCAAGGGAGCCGCAGCAUGGAGAAGACGUCCUCGGUGGCAACCUCAUCCCUGGAGCAGCAGCAGCCAUGCAGGAAUCCCCCAAAGGAGGCAAUCCAGCUGUCUGCCACCCCAGAGGAACCUGCAGAGAAGUCGGAUGCUUUCCCAACUCAGGUCACCUACAGCAGCUCCAUCAGACGAACCAGCCCAAGAACCGUCUCCUUUCGGGUGAUCUCAAGAAAACAGAAAGAAGAAAGCCAAAGCCCUCUCACAAGGAGCGCAAGUAUGAGGAUCCCAGGGAGCAGCACCACCAUUGGGGAGAAGCUGGAAAAGUACAACUCGGCCGUGCAGCGCUCGGAGGCGGUGAAAUCAUCCCUGCCCGUUCAGAAGAGCCUCCUGCUGCCCUCGGACGGGGUGGCGAGCAAGCGCAACUUCUUCGAGGCGAGCGCUCCGGGCAAGGCUGAGCCUCUCGCUGCCAGGAAGGACAACCUGAAGAUCCCAGGGUCAGUGACGUCCCGCAUUAAUCUGUGGAUCAGCCGAGCUCAGGAGCCUGCCAAGGAGGAGAAGAGCAAGGACAUCAGGAAAAUAAACAGCCUGCCCACCUGGGUAAAGCAGCCUGGAGACGCCUCUGCAGACACCAAGGUAGACAGAAAGAGGGUGCAUCCUCUGAGCCGUGGGCAGAGCCGGCACCAAGGGCACAUCGCCCAUAGGGCAGAUGUGAGAAACCCAGGCUAUGGGGGAUGGAGGGAUUGUGUGGGGCAUCCAGGACCUCAUGGCUUGGGGGAGUUGGCAGGAGGGGACGACUGGAGGCAGCUCUAAUGGUGAGGAGGAGUCUGGUCUGGGAGAAGAAGGGAAAAGUGGCAUGCGGUGGGAUUUAGGGGGUGCCUGCCUGCCCCAUUCCCUGUUUGGCACAAGUAUGGUCCUGGUUGCAGUUAGCUGCUUUUGGGGGUUUGCAGCCCCAGGCCUGCCCUCACUGUUUCUCACUUUCUUUUUCCAGUUGCAAUAAUCUCAUUUGUGAUAAUAGCAAAGGAUCUGGGGAAAAACCGUUUUGCUCCAAGGAUCAAAGCCCAGCCCUGCCCAGCAGCCCACUGCCGUGAGUGUUCCCCGUGCCACAUGUAGGGCACCCCACAUCGCCGGGGUCCUCUGCUUGAGGAAGGAAGAAGGCUGGAAGCUUAUCCCUGCUCACCCAGACCUCACUUGCUGCCUGUCCCAGAGUGCCUAGGCCUGGAAGCUCCUUGCAGAUGCUGGAGGCAGAUUCUUGCCUUGUUUUCCCUCAGCGUUUUGGUGUUUUGCUCCUAACCUCUGCCUGUGCCCCAUAACUGUGCUUGCAAAGAGGAUCAACCUCUGCAUCGCCCUGGCAGCUGGAUGAUGUCGGUGGGGCAAGAAGCUGCCUGGGCAAGGGAGUUUCAGCUGCACAUCCAUGGACUAUGCCCAUCCCUGCUGCCUGGCUCGUGUGGGGUGAUGUGGGGCAGGCAGGUGUCAACCCUUCCCCAGGCUGUCGCUGCUGGAGCGACCCAAGCUUGCAACGUCACACGUGUAUUGAGUGAUGCUUUGUGGAAGAAGGGUGGACCCGAUGCCACUGGUGCAGUGACCCCUUUCACUUAAAUACAUGGGAAGGAAGGGGGCAUGGACCGUGGUCCUAUUUUGGGGGUUGCAUGGAGCUGAAUGCCCUGUGCUGGGCCCCUUCCCCAAACCCUAUUUCCCUCUUGCCUUUCUUCCUGAGCCCAUUGCCUGUGGCUGUUGUGACCCGUGUCCUGCACCCCUUGGGCUUCUGAGCCCACCCAGCAGGGAUGCAGGGUAAUCAGUAUGGCUUUAGGGUGCUGGCCCAUAAAAUGAUGCUGAAAUCCUUUUGCUGGGGCCAUUCAGUAGGCAAGGGCUGUGUGUUGAGCAACCAUUGCAGUAUCCAAAUGCGGUGUGGGCCUUUAUUGCUGCCCCUAGACCUCAUCCUGCUUGUUGGGCUUUGGAAAGGACUUGGUUCUCUCUGCGCCUUUUUUGUUUUCCUAAUAAAAGUUGCCCUUUCUAAGAU
Messenger RNA from Pezoporus flaviventris, 2693 nucleotides. It is a transcript of the gene LAD1, whose product is annotated as ladinin 1. The coding region runs from base 74 to 1486 and encodes 470 amino acids. The transcript is spliced from 9 exons. The record is from RefSeq and is a predicted model, not a curated record. Gene Ontology annotation, molecular function: structural molecule activity. Lineage: Eukaryota; Metazoa; Chordata; Aves; Psittaciformes; Psittacidae.